AGAAAAUGGAGUCACCGAAGGAAGAGAGAUUGCCUGUGGUUAAUAAGAGAUAUCAGAUUUUGAGGAAAUUGGGACAUGGGACUUUUAGUAAUGUUUAUGAAGCGAAAGAUUGAGUGAGGAAUAUGAAUGUUGCAUUGAAGAUUGAAAAGCCAGAAAGAAAAGAAAAAACCAGUAAUCGAGUUUUAAAUUUUGAAUUCAAAGUGAUGAAUGCUUUGCAAAACAAAACACACAUUCCGAGACUGUAUGGAGCCUCGGUUAAUAAACCCGACGAAGACGACUACAUAGCAAUGGAACUGCUCGGCCCAAAUUUGACCAAAGUUAAAUAGGAACUUCAAUGGAGAAUUCAGCAGGAGCCUAGCCACUAGAAUUCUGAUGCAGAUGCUGGAAAGUAUCCAACAAGUCCAUGACAGAGGAUUUAUCCACAGAGAUAUAAAGCCGUCUAACUUUGUGCUAGGAAAUGAUAACAGAAUCGUCCUUUCAGACUUUGGACUCGCUAAAGUUCAUAUAAACAAGGUUAAUGGAAGGAUUUACCCUCCAAGAAAAAGAGUUUAUUUCAGAGGGACAAUAUCUUUUGCCAGCCUUAACUCUCAUCUUGGAAAUGAGCUCUCUCGGAGAGAUGACCUAUGGAGCUGGUACUUCAUUCUGCUUGAUUAUUACGGAGAAUCUUUGAAAUGGAGAGAAGAUAAUCAGUACACGAUGUCUGAAGUUGCGAAAAUAAAGAAAAUAGCUUUAAGCUAUCCUCAUAAAUGCCUGUGGAGUCCUAAAACGAAUGACUUACCACAGAUUAGAGAAAUAUUUAAACUGAUCAGCGAUCUUAAAUACGACGAGAAGCCUCCUUAUAAUUAUAUAAACCAGCAAUUAUUGCUAAUCCUAGCUUAUGCUGAAUGCAAAACUUAUGAGGAUGUAUUCGGGAAAUUUUGAAGAAUACUUCAGAACCCCAAUAAUCCCCCAGAAGUAUUUUCAAAUGAAGAAUAUCUUGGAGAAAGUAAUAAUGAAACCUCUAAGCUACUAAGUGGGACGAAAGAGUAUGAAAAACAUUUCAGAAAUGCAUUGAGCUAUGACUCGGGCCAAAUUGAAAAUACUGCUGAGGAUAACAUAGAUACUGCUGAAAAUUCCUGAAGCAAUUUUGAUAAAUACAUGCCCAAAAUGAAGAAGUUUAUCAUUGAUAUAUGAUUUUAUCCUGAUCUAGAGCAAAUUUACAAGCAUCAAAAUGUGACCCCUCUGAGUUUGCAUUGAUCCUUGCAUACAUCGAGAAUAGACUCAUUUGAAGAUUUCUUCUUCAAAAACUUCUUGGAUAUCUACAUGGCAAGAAAUACUCAGAACAACCAAUCUUUGCAUAUUUCUGAAGGCAGUGAUACAGAUUGUAUCAUUUUCGACCAUGUAGAAGCUAUAGAUUAUGAAAGAAAGCCCAAAGAUAUUAACAAGCUCCAAAAAUCCAGAAAUAACAAGGCACUCCUUCCCGAUUCAUUAAUUCCAAAUAAUGUACAAAGAGCUUCAAGAUUUCGUGAUGAUUCAAAGCCGUGGCAGAUAUUGCCAGGAAUGAGAGACUCAUCUUCUCAUUUAUAUAAAUUAUCUGCUAAGACUAAUCCUUGUCCAAAUCUGUCCAUGAUAGAAGCGACGGAAGAGAAUGAUAUUGAAGACCAGAAAUCAUUACCUGUGCAAGAGAUAUCGAUGGAUAAGUUCAAGAUUGAAGAGGGAAUCGCCAAAGCUACCGAUCCAAUCACCAAAACAAAAAGGAAGUACACAAGAGCAGUAAGGAAAUUAGUGAUAUCAAGUAAGAGAAAUCCAUCAUAUGGAGUAUCGAACAAAAGAGAGCUGAAAAGAUUUUACAAAGAGCAGAAAAGAAUCUACAAAGACCAGAAAGAUGCCCAAGUGUUGAUAGAGCAGGGAUUAGUACCAAAUCACGUGGAGAAGAAAGAUAAUAGCGUCCAGGAACUUCCGGAAGAAAUGGGGAAAACUAUAAUUGAGCUUGAUGAUUAAGGUGGAAUAUUU
Moneuplotes crassus is the source of this 1992-nucleotide messenger RNA. NCBI's taxonomy places the organism in Eukaryota, Ciliophora, Spirotrichea, Euplotida, Euplotidae. The record is from the annotation of a GenBank genome assembly.